UAUCCAAAUGAUACAAGUGACGCGCAGAUAGAACACCCCGCGCGCAAAUCAUCGAACUCAUCGCCCCAGUCUCUCUCUCCCAAAUGGACCUCAACCCAAAACCCUAACUGAUCUCUACCAGACCACAAGAAACCCCAACAACAACAAUGUCAUCAUCCACCUUUCUCCACCUCCUCUUAUAUUCACCACCUCCUCGCUUCACCCUCUUCUUCACCACCUCCUCCUCCUCUCUCCCCAAAACCCCCAACCUCUUCUCUCUCCCCACCACCACCACCACCUCCCCCACACAUUUCGCAAUCUCUCUAUCAAACCCUACCCAUCUCACCUCCCACCGCUCUCCCCUCCGAGCUUACGAUUCCGACGCCCCCGUACGGACCUCCGACGAGUUCAAUUUGGACUAUUUCCUCUCGAUUGCGGAGUUUCUAUGCCUCGCGUCCUCCGCCGUGGUUUCGAUCGGUUUCGGGUUGAGCUCGGCGGUUCCGGGGACGAAGAACACGGUUUUUAUGGGGAGCAGGGUUUUGGGCGGCGGAGCAUUGGCGUUGGUGGCGGCGGUGGGGAUUGGGGCGUGGAUUCGGAGGCGGCAGUGGAGGAGGGUGAGUAGGGAGACGGUGAAGAGUGGGGUGGAGGUGAAUUUGUUUGAGAGGAUUGAGAAGUUGGAAGAGGAUUUGAGAAGCUCGGCGACUAUUGUAAGGGUUUUGUCUAGGCAGCUUGAGAAAUUGGGGAUAAGGUUUCGGGUUACCCGAAAGGCUUUGAAAGAGCCCAUUGCGGAGACUGCAGCUUUGGCUCAAAAGAACUCUGAGGUCACUCGAGCAUUGGCAGCGCAAGAAGACAUUCUGGAAAAGGAGCUUGGAGAAACUCAAAAGGUUUUACUGGCAAUGCAGGAGCAACAGCAAAAACAACUUGAGCUGAUUCUUGCCAUUGCAAAGAAUGGGAAGCUUUUGGACAACAAACAGGCAAAUGAUCAACCAGAGAGUACCGUUAGAAUACGUGAUUCAAGUACAGACAAUUCAAAACAGAAGGAACCCCAUCAAAUAUAACCUUUGUGUGGAAGCAAAGGAGUCAAACUAGGAUUUUGGAGCAAACCAAUCCUUGUGAAAUUGUUUUUUUUCCCAACGUUGUUGGCCUCGAACCAUAUGUGGUUCAAUUUUCUUCUCAUAGUUGGGUUCUGCGGGUUGUCAGUGUAUCUAUGUCGUGGUGACGUUGGGUUUUCGGCCAAUAGAAAAAAUUUCUCAGGCCUUUCUGGAUACGCAAAGCUGGAUGGUAAAGUAAAAACGACAGAGGAGGAAGAGUUGUAGGAUAGAAAUGCAACCAUUUGAGAGUACAGUUGUACCAAUAAGGUAGAAGUGGAGUUUCUGCUCCUCAUAUUUGUAAUUCUUAGUCUGUAUGCAUCAUCUUCUUGAAACCAAUAUGUACCAUCUUGGUAUCGUGCAGUCAUAUGAACUUCUUACUGACCGUUGCAAACUGAUUAUUAAGUUGCUCCUGUUGGUUCUGUUUUUCAAUUAUGUAAAAUAAUGAACGUUCGGUAUUACUGAAAUAAUUAGUCCAAAGAAUUGAAUUUUGCAACUAGCA
Molecule: messenger RNA, 1569 nt
Organism: Rosa rugosa (rugosa rose)
Lineage: Eukaryota; Viridiplantae; Streptophyta; Magnoliopsida; Rosales; Rosaceae
Exons: 3
Coding region: 147-1037 (296 amino acids)
Cellular component (GO): chloroplast envelope
Source: RefSeq, a predicted model, not a curated record